GGCCUGACUCAUAAACUCUGCACUCUGUUCCGCCUCCCACAGCUGUGUGACCUUGGACGAGUCACCUCACCUCUCGCGUCUGAGGCCACCGUGAGGACAGAGGGACACAGUACAUGUCCGGCUCCGUGGCUGGCGCUCAGCACCCGGGAUCCUUCUUAAACCCGCGACUGCCUGGGCCGCUGUCAGGAUCCCUCCCAAGUACAAAGGCUUGGACCAGCAGGAGGCGCUCUCUGAGCUGCAGGCCCUACCUCUGCCUUUUCUGGGAUGCCCACAGUGGAGCGUGCCCGGAAGGGGGGUAAGGGGGGGAGGGAGCCCCUUUGUGGCCAGAUGUGUCCCCUCCCAGCCUCCCUCCUCUAGCAGGCUUUGACCUGCUGGUGGGACUCAGGCUAACCCAAGACCCUACCUAGGAAGGGCAAGCAUUGCUUUGCAAGGUUUUUAGGUUUUCCCCUUCUCUUGCUUUGUGUGUGUGUGUGUGUGUGUGUGUGUGUUUUCUUGCUCUGGCUCCCAUCGUUAGUAGGGGACCAAAUCCAGCUGUCAGCAGCUGUCUGUACAAAGACCCUUGUGCCUGAGGGCAAGAGGGGUGUGUCACAGAAUCAGUCAUUCAGUACAACCAGCAUUUGGGUUUUGAAGGUUUUAUUUAUUUAUUUAUUUGAAAGGCAGUUACAGAGAGAGGAGGAGAGACAGAGCAAGAGAGAUCUCCCAUCUGCUGGUUCACCCCACAAAUGGCUGCAAUGUCCAGGGCUGGGCCUGUCUAAAGCCAGGAGCUUCUUCCAGGUCUCCCACGUGGGUGCAGGGGCCCAAGCACUCGGGCCAUCUUCUGCUGCUUUCCCAGGCCAUUUGCAGAGAGCUGGAUUGAAGUGGAGCAGCCAGGACACAAACUGGCACCCAUAUGGGAUGCUGGCGCUGCAGGUGAAAGCUGAACCUGCCACAGCACCGGCCCCUACCCUACCCCAUCCCCAACCAAUAUGGUCUCUCAUAAGUGAGUAUGGGGCUGACACUGAGUUCAGAGGCCCUUGCUACCUGCCAGUAGGGGCCACAGCACUCUGAGAGACACAAGGCAAGUUGAAGUGGGCAGGACAGUGGGGCCAGGGAGACAGAGCAGGCUGCAGUAGGUCCCAUAGGUGGCUGGGACUGUCCAAAGGAACCACGAAUGAAAGGGCCUGGGACACAGUAAGGUCUCUGCAAUGUAUUCUUACGACACUUGUCCUUUGGCUAUUUGUUAAGUCAGGUUAAAUUCCCACAUAACCUGCUGAUGCGCUCUGAAAUCUAGAAGUUCCAAACUUUUUCCUUGAUAGGGAAAGGAGGCAAAGGCUGUGCCUUGUCCGUCCUCAGUCUAGAAAUGCUAGGGUGAGGGGACUGGCCCCUGUGUGUCUGGGCAUUGUGCAGCCUGUCUGUCCUUGUGUGCAUCAGUGUUUGGGCCGCUAGCCUGCUUCAAAUCCUGUGUUGGGUCCCCACCACCACCACCAUCAGCUGUGUGGACAAAUCUCUUAACUUCUAGAAAGUGUCUAGAAUAUGAUUAUAAUAACACCUACCCCCUAAAAACUCUAGCACAGACGACACAAGCCAGAAUUUAUAAAGCACCCAGCACAUGGUGGCUCCCGGAAAGUCAGCUUCCUUCCUGCUCCCCUGCAGUGCCCACCCCUCCAGCCCAGAGGCCAGGCCAGCCAUGGAUAUGCCUUGGUCAGUUGCCACCCACCUGCUAAAGUGAGGGGCUGCUUAACUUCAAGGUGGUGUUGCUGGCUCAAGCCAGGCCUGCCUUGGGUUGGAAGAGAGCACUGAACUCCACAGCAGAACCCUAAACACAGGAACAGCCAUUCUGUUCUUUAAGAAUAAACAUCCCCUAAAGCAUGGACAGGAAGGGCUCUGACGAGGACGGGGAGAGCUUUAAAUUUCCAAGAAUGUGCUGUGCUGUCUCUCUGCAUAGAAAAGUUUCCUCUAAUACCCUAGCACUGUAUCUUGUCUUCCUAGCUAACGGAUCUACCCUUGCUUUUUAUUACUACUGUUGUUGCUAUCAUUAUAUGAGAGCCGAGGGCGGGAGUGGGGCGGGAGAGAGAACCUUUAUCCACUGAUUCACUCAUCCAUAUGGGGCUGGGAAUGCAAUCCAGGUCUCUCACAUGGGCACCCAGCAUCUGAACCGUCGCUGCUGUCUCUCAGGGUCUGCAUUAGCAGGAAGCUGGAAUCAAGAGCUGGAGCCAAGAUUCGAACCCAGGUACUCCCAAAUGGGAUGUGGGUGUCUUAACUGCUAGGCCAAAUGCUGCCGACCCCCACAACGCGUGCACACACACACACACACACACACACCGCUGCUUCACUACCUGGUAGAAUGAAUAAAGCCCUCUAAGUCUGUCCACACUACCUUCUCCGGAGGUCCUUUGGCAGGAAAGGAGAAGGAAAAGCCCAGAUGCAGAAGGACCCAAGCUUUGGAGACAGGCAGAUCGGGGUGCAAAGCUUGGAUCUGUCACUUACUAGCUGUGUGAACCUAACCGUGCUGAGCCUCUCUCCUUGUCUAUAAACCCAGUCAAGGAGAAAACGUAUGUGAAGGCAAGCAGAGUUGGCAAUUUGGAUCCAAUGAACCUGGAUGAGGAUGACAGCACGGAGCUGCAGCAUGGGCCACCCAGAGUCCCCAGAAACCCUGCAAGGACCCAUGCCUUAGACUUCAGCUUCGCACAUACUCCCCUGGACAGCAGGAGCUGUUCAUUUCACCUGGCACCACCUACCCCAGCUAACAGGGGCUGUGUCCCAUCACUGCACAUAAAUUAGCUAACCCAGGGAGGACGAGGAGGCGCAGCAGGUCAAGUCCCUGCUUGGGACACCUACAUCCCACCUAAGAGUACCUGGUUCAUGUCCUGCCUGGAAAGCAGUGGAUGGCAGCCAAAGUAGUUGGGUCCCUGCCAUCAACAUGGGAGAUCCAGAGAGAGUUCCGGGCUCCUAGUUUAGGCUUGGCCCACCCUCAGCUCUUUCAGACAUUCGGGUGGUGAACCAGUGGAUGGACACUCUUUUUCUGUCUUUCCCUCUCUUCUGUCUCUGCCUUUUUAAUAAAUAAGUACAUCUUUUAACAAUAUAACUAACUGCUGCCCACAGCACUUUCUGUCCUUCGUCCCCUCUGAUCGGCCCAGCUGCGAGGCAGGUGGAUGUUAUUCUCAUCCCAGGUCUACAGAGGAGCCGACUGAGGCAGAGUGAGGAUACUAAAGCAGCCCCCUCGUUGAAAAGGUUACUCUCCCAAGAGGAAGAUUGUGGAAGGCCUUGUUCUCAGGACACACCGCCCGUGGUGUGACCGGGGCAGGAAGGAGGCUCCUAGACUGGUUCUGCUAUGGCAGGUAGUGUGACAUUGGACUUGUUUUACAUCCUGUCUGGGCCCUUUGCCAUCCUACACCUGCCUGUCCAAAUCUCACAAAGCCUUCAACAUCUACAGUUGGAAAGGGUUUUAAAUAAUCGCUUGGCACCGUCUCACUUUACUCCCAAGGCAGCUAAGGUCGGGGUAUCUGGGUUUGUUCACCAUUACCUGACAAAGGACUGGCCGAGCGGGCACACUGAAUGCAGGGCUUCUGGUUUCCAGUCCCGUGUCCUUCCCACUGUCACUAUUUUGAGUCUCCCAGGCCUGAGCCCCUAUUGUCCUGUUAAUCAACGCCACACACUAUUGAACUCUUCAUUGUUUCCUGUGUUGAUCUUGUCUCCUCUAAUUGUGACAUUCUUGAGAGCGGGAGCCACUGUUUUAUGCAAACGGAGUCCAUCAAUAUUUGCUGAUGAAGGAAGAAACCACUGGGGGGAUGCUUCCUGGUCAUUUCCAAGAUGGAAACCAGCCUUGCGGAAAUGCAGAGUCCCCAGAGUGCUGGAAGGUGACAGGAAGGCUGACGAGUGUCCCGUGGCAAUGCUGGUCUCGCAGGAGGAGCUGCAGCCACCUCAGCAGGGCUGCGGACAAUCAAGUCCAGGUGGCGGCCCUGCCCGGGCAGCAAGGGGGCAGAGACAGAGCCGCGGGCUCACCAGGGACCUCUGCAAGAGCUGUGUGGAAAGGUGCGGGGGUCGGGGGGGGGGGCGUGCGGGGAGCUGGGAAGCAAAAGUUACCCAAGAUGUGCUGACCCAAUCGGGGCUCCUAAAAAGGUUUAUAUGGAAACCACUUCUCCUGCUCUCCCAUAUUGAAAACCCUGUCCAAAAUUCAUUUCCCAAGUACAACUGGGCAUGCAUUCGAUUCCUUAAGGAGUUCAUGGGGAACGAAGCCUCGGCUCUUUUCUUCCCCCAUGCAAAAAGCACGCUGGAUCCAGGCUUUCUCCUUUUUUUUUUUUUUCUCUUUUCCCCUGUUGCUCAAAUAAAUAGUGUUCUUUGCUCAAACCCCCUUCCCCUCCUCCUCUUGCAAUCUCAGCGCCUAGCCCAAAUCUGUUUUCUUCAUUGUAACCUCAGCUUCACCGCAAUUAAUUUUUUUUCCCUCUGGUCACAAGAUAAUUCCUGACGCCAGUGAGUCUGGAGGUCAGACGAACAGCAAAUUGGGGAACAAGGCGGCACUAAUUCCUUACAAGUUUCCCUUGAAAAAAUCUUUUGCUUAGGAAAAAAAAAAAAAAAGCUUUGCUGUUUAGCGAUUUAUGACCUCGGAGGAGCUGUGGGUUCGAACCAGUGCUGGGUUAAGGGUGGCCUGGCAGGGGGCAGGGGAGCUCUAAGAUCUGGGGCGCUGCCAGGAAAAGGCAGAUUCUUGAAGUUAAUGGUUUUAAGUGAUUUUUUAAAUCCUUGCUGGCGAAGAGGCCCGCCUCUCCCCAGCAUCAGCGCUUCCUCAUUCCUUGGAUCCGCGGCUCCGCGGUCUCCGGCGAGCGCCCAGCUCGAAGAAGCCUGUUAGCAAUUUAAGCGGGC
Messenger RNA from Oryctolagus cuniculus (rabbit), 4836 nucleotides. The record is from RefSeq and is a predicted model, not a curated record. NCBI's taxonomy places the organism in Eukaryota, Metazoa, Chordata, Mammalia, Lagomorpha, Leporidae.